AUGAACAACUUACAAGUGGAAUAUACACAUGAUUUCCGUAAAAUUUAUCCUUUGUUGCCCUGGAAAGUUCCCAGUAUAAAAUCUGGUACUACAACAGCAAGUAUGUCUUUACUGGUCUAUUUCGGAUGUUUCUUGGCUUCUCACUCGUAUUCGUGCUCGUCUUUCUCCUUACGGUCCCGAACACCUCUUUCAGAUUAUAAUAUAAAAGAUCAAGAUAAAGACACCAUAGAUUCAAGUAGGUUUCCAAGUCUUCUUGAUAGUACAAAGAUACAGAGAUUGACUUGUGACGAUUUAGGCCUCGUGGUCAAUACGAAGAAAUAA
Phycomyces blakesleeanus NRRL 1555(-) is the source of this 321-nucleotide messenger RNA. RefSeq lists its product as hypothetical. The record is from RefSeq and is a predicted model, not a curated record. The transcript has 4 exons. Bases 1 to 321 code for a protein of 106 amino acids. NCBI's taxonomy places the organism in Eukaryota, Fungi, Mucoromycota, Mucoromycetes, Mucorales, Phycomycetaceae.